Messenger RNA from Cajanus cajan (pigeon pea), 1014 nucleotides. Its product is annotated as protein DEHYDRATION-INDUCED 19 homolog 4. NCBI's taxonomy places the organism in Eukaryota, Viridiplantae, Streptophyta, Magnoliopsida, Fabales, Fabaceae. The record is from RefSeq and is a predicted model, not a curated record.
ACUAUUCUUAUUCUCUCACCACAUCACUUCCUUUUCCUUCUUUCCAUAGUCACAUAUAAACACACACACACACUCUCUCUCUCCGACGCGCAUUUUAGGGUUCCAUGGACUCCAAUUCCUGGCGCCUCUCCGCCCCUUCACGCCGCUAUCACUCUCGAUCUGGUCUUCAUCAAGUUCUCCUCUAUCUGUUAGUGGAGGAGAUUGAAGGCGGCGAUGAUUACAGGUCGGAGUUCCUCUGCCCUUUCUGCGCCGAGGAUUACGACGUCGUUUCCCUCUGCUGCCACAUUGACGACCACCACCCUAUCCAAGCCAAAAACGGGGUGUGUCCCAUCUGUGGGAAGGUGGGAGGAGAUCUUGUGGGACAUGUCACUACGCAACAUGGGAACUUUUUGAGGGUGCAGCGUAAAAGGAGGGUCAGGAAAGGAGGCUCUACUUCACCAAUUUCUAUGUUGAAAAAAGAGUUACGAGAAGGAGCCUUGCACUCUAUUCUUGGGGGUUCUUCACACAUAGUUCCAUCUGCUUCUGAGCCUGAUCCUCUGUUGUCGUUAUUUAUGUUUAACCAUGUUGUAGCUGAUGAAUCUGUGAGUGUACCAUCUUGUCCUUCCAUUGAAAAUGCCCCUGUAAAAGAGAGGAGCUCAAAAGAUGAUUUCUUGGAAAGAAAACCUCAACAGUUACAGAUGUCGGAAGAGGAUAAAGUAGAGAAGGCUCGGAGGUUUGAUUUCGUGCAAGGGCUACUGAUGUCCACAAUUGUUGAUGGUGAUGUAUUAUGACUGCAUUUGUAGCUCGUAUGCCGCUAUUGUAUUAGGAACAGGUUCUGUAAGCACCAGAGAGAGAGAGAGAGAGAGAGAGAUAGUUAUUCAGAACGAUACGAAGUGGCAGUGGCUACAUUUGAUAAAUAUGUAAUGUGUCUAUAGCUAUGUUCAUAAAAUGCAAACUUUACUUUAUUCCUGCUUUUGUUCUAUGUUAGUUCCAAAUAACCAAUGGAAAUAAAAUUCAUUUACGAGCACCGGACAA